Indicator indicator is the source of this 4175-nucleotide messenger RNA. RefSeq names its product EF-hand calcium binding domain 14 (gene EFCAB14). Gene Ontology annotation, molecular function: calcium ion binding. The transcript is spliced from 11 exons. Lineage: Eukaryota; Metazoa; Chordata; Aves; Piciformes; Indicatoridae. The record is from RefSeq and is a predicted model, not a curated record. The coding region runs from base 1 to 1455 and encodes 484 amino acids.
AUGAAGAAGCGGAAGGAGCUGAACGCGCUCAUUGGCUUGGCCGCCGACGGCCGCAGGAAGAAGCCCGCCAAGAAGGGCUCCGGCCACCGGCUGCUGCGGACCGAGCCGCCCGCCUCCGACUCUGAGUCCAGCUCUGAGGAAGACGAGUUCGCUGGGGCGCGGACCCGCUGCGGCAAGGGAGAUUAUCUACGAUGCUGCAAAUUCUGUUACCCCUUAUGUGCAUUUGUCAUUCUGGCUGCCUGUGUGGUGGCAUGUGUUGGCUUAGUCUGGAUGCAGGUGGCUCUCAAGGAGGAUCUCGAUGCAAUAAAGGAAAAGUUUCGAACUAUGGAAUCUAAUCAAAAGACAUCAUUCCAAGAAAUUCCUAAACUGAAUGAAGAUUUGGUGCAGAAGCAAAAGCAACUAGAACAAAUUGAGACUGGAGAACUGGGGCUAAGUAAAAUUUGGAUAAAUAUCACAGAGAUCAAUAAACAGAUAUCGCUAUUGACCUCAACAGUAAAUCAUCUCAAAAACAACAUAAAGUCUGCUUCUGAUCUGAUUUCUCUUCCUCUUACAGUAGAGAAGCUUCAGAAGACUGUAGCAAACAUAGGUAGCACGCUUACCAGUGUUUCUCAUGAUGUUGAAAAUAUACAGACAGCUAUUGAAGAAUACAAGAAAUCCAUACAAAUACUCCAGAAUGAUGUGAAGGAAUUAAAACAGAUACCUUCACUUCCCUCCACUGUUGUGCCAAGAACUGAGACAAACCAGACAGAAAAUUGCAAAAAGGACAACCAGUCAUUGCAUGCAACUUUGGAAGAGCUAAAUAAUACUGUAGUGGGGUACCAAAAGUUGAAUGACAUCAAGCUUCUAAAUGUGGAUUCAGCCAUUGGUAACCUUAGCCGGCGGGUUACACAGUUAGAAAAUUCUCCCCUUGCUGGGAAUUAUCUGGAUAAAAGAGAAAAUUUGUCUACCAGUGUGGGGAAUGAUGUAACUACCUCUGUAAAAGCAGGAAAUGAAGAUCAACUGGAUAAUGAAACUAAUCCAAAUGAAGAACUGACGGAAAUAGAAACUAGAGAUUCUCAGGUAUCAAAACUAAGAGAAAAGCUUCAGAUGAUCAGUGCUCUCUCAGGCAAGCCAGUGAAUGACAGACCCACUGAGACAUCAAAGAAUGUAGAAAGUAGUCUGAGCACUACAGCAAAGCCCACAGACCUUUUAAGAUUGACAUCAAGGUCAGCUGAUGACAACAUAGAGAGUAACAGACAGCAGAGACAUCUGUCCUUACCAGGAAUUUCCAGCAUCGAAGAUCUUCAGAAUUUGUUUGAAAAAGCAGCUGAAGAUGCUGAUGGAAAACUAUCAUAUGAGGAUCUUCAAAAGCUGCUUGGCUCUACAGCCCCAGAAUCACAGAGCUUUAAGAAAUUUGACACAGAUGGAGAUGAGAAAUACUCACUGCAAGAACUGAGAUUAGCUUUAGGUGUCUAAGAUACCUAUCUAGGAAUGUGAUAUUGAUGGAUGUUACUAUAGCUAAAGGAAACUAUGGGACAUGAAAAACUAAGUCUGCACUUUCCCAAUGUUUUACUGAUCUUUGGAGCUAAAUUGCUGUGCACAGGGCCACCUCUGUUUUUUCAUUUGCAUUUAGUGAAGAGAAAUUUACAAAUUUAUGUCACUAGGACAUAAUAUUGGGACUGUGAAAAUCCAGAAAAUUCCCAAACUUGGAAACGUUCUCCUCUCAUUCUUUCCUUUUCAGAGGAGUUCUUGUUUUUAAUUUAAAAUGUGUACAUACUAAAAUAAAACUAUGAUUUUUAUAUUUCACUGAAAUUUGCCUUAAAUUAGAGAGCUGCACUUUACGUACAGCAGAAGGAAAUCUGUCUUGUAAAGACAGGCUGCUUCUGCUUGUAAAUAUUUGAGAUACAGUAAAUUAUGCAUAUUUAAGGGGAAGAUUGUGUCAGGAGCUGUGUUGGUACUAAGCUGUUGCCAAUGAGAGGCUGAGCCUAAAGUGGGUGGUUAAGAGGUUCAGCUAAAUUUCUGAUUUUCACUAAGUAUACCCAGAAAUUAAUUCAGAAUCAGUCAGAGGAAAGCAAGAGUGGUAAAUCAUGGCCAUCUAUAGCAGGAUUUAUUUUUAGAGGGAAGAGCUGAAAAGUGUUUUUAUGUCAUGAGCCUUCAGGAGCAAUUAUCUACCAGGUGCUUGGGUUUUCACUUCAGCAUUCUUUUAGCUUUGCUAUAUUGCAUCCAGAUUGCAUUUUGUGAGAUGAGCCUCUGUUUUUAAAAGAAAAAAAUAUAAAAUUAAGUAUUGAAUAACUUUAACAGGUGCUUUAAAUGUAAAAGUCUGCAAUGCAGCCUGCUGAGCAGCACCUGAUUGUUUUUUUGCCUUGGAUACACUCAGUGGUGUACUGAUGGCGUCACUGACUAGUCACUGGAGAUCUUUUGAACAGAGCAGCUGAUGCUGCCAGUUUCUUUCAUCCAUGGUUGUUUGGGUCACUCUGAAGUGUUCUGAGUAAAGCUCCUGGUCUGUAGGAGUGUGAGUGGACAGGGAAGGCCCAGAGUAGACCUGUGGGCUAUUUUCUGACUAAUGGAGUAUCACCCCUUGGUACUUGUAGCUUUAUUCUCACCCACAGAGGGGUAUGAAAAGCAGGAUAGGAGUGUGCAGUCACAUUUGUCAUUUUCUAUUGACACAUGUGCUCUGUAAGUGAGACUUCCUUACCAGAGAGGCUUUCAUUAUUCUGGUGGAUCUAAACAUUGAGUGUGUUUGUAACUUUCUGGAACACAGACAGUGAGUUUAUCAAAAGGAAAUUCACUUGCAGGCUAGAUCAGAGCCAAGUUGGAUGAUUUUUCUCACAAAUACCACUGUUGUUGUUGGGAGUUUUUUGUAUGAUCAGUGAAAAGUUGCCCACCUUGAUGAAACAUCAGUUUAUGUGGAACUUGGUUCAGAAUUGUUGACUUCUGUAUCACUUUAGACUGGAUGUGAGUAUUCUUGAAGUAUGAAUCAGUGAAGAAAUGUACAAAAUAGAACCCAUUGCCUAGGCUUCUUUCACUGUUGCUCUUCUGUCCUGUUUGGGUAAUGCAGCCAUAACCCAACAUGAAAUUGCUUUUGAUGUGACGUUUGAAAACGUAGAACUUAAAAACAAAACCAAACCAACCAACCUUGGCUUUCGAGAGGACAAGAAGCCAACAUCUGCUUCUUGCCACUUCCCACACCCUUUUAUACACUACUGUAUAAUUCCUUAACCAAAUAAAAAAAAAAAAAGAAAAAAAGAGAGCAAUAAAAUGUAACCAUUCUGGUAUUUUAUUUGUACAUACUGUAUCAUAGCUAUAUGCCAGAGUUUCCAAAAUAUUUUUGGAAGUUUAAUUUGUAUGGAAUUUAUCUGACCUUAAAAUUCAAGGGAUGAUUGUAUUGCCAGGUCACUCGGUUAGUGUUUUGUUUUGUUUUAGUCUGCUUUAUUUUCAGAGCGCUCUUCCACAGCAGUAGCAAAACUGUCAGCUAGAAACAGCGUGUACUGCUCCAGCCACCUCUGCCUGUAGCCAGGGAGCCAAGCUGGUCAGGAAUUGGCACUGGGGCAUGGCUGGCCAUUGGUGCUGCUUAAUUUGCAUGUCCAGAGCAUAGUUGACUGGUAAUUGCUGUAGCAACUGCUGUCGUAGGAUGGGCUUGUGCUGUCAAGUUAACAAAACUAAAUCAUCCCUGAGCCCAGCAGUUGCUGUUUGGCCAAGGGUAGCUGAUAGUGGUGUGUGCCUGCUCUGCUCCUGGUCUCCAUCCACAUGCUUUCGAAAGCCCUCAGGCUGGUUUUAGGUUUUAAUGUAGCAAAGACACCUGCCUGGGCCAGCUCUCUGCUGCAGCUCACACCUGCAGAGUGUGGGUUGCCAGAAGGGUGGUUGGAGGCCGACCUGAGGAGGCUGUGUUACAUCGUCUUGUGCCUCUUGGGGUGGUGAGUCUUCGGAGAAACAUGUCUGAAUUCAGCACACCGUGAAACAGAGUGCCCAGUCUGUUGUGCUGUGAUUCUGGGUUUGCUUUCAGCCUGUGUUUGUGGGUUUUUGGGUGAUCUCUGGGGGGGACCAGUGUGUGUCUCUCUUCGGUUACUGACCCUUCCAGAGAGCAGAGCCGCACCGUGCUGGUCGUGCAUUGUGCUUCGCUGCUCCGCCGGGUUUCAGCUACGGCACUCCACGCUUUUCACCGUGUAACGCGACACCGAUCUCAAUAAAAGUUCACU